This is a messenger RNA of Chondrus crispus (carragheen), 1527 nucleotides long. RefSeq names its product stress-inducible pyridoxine biosynthesis protein SOR. Gene Ontology annotation, biological process: pyridoxal 5'-phosphate biosynthetic process; amino acid metabolic process; pyridoxine biosynthetic process. The record is from RefSeq and is a predicted model, not a curated record. Lineage: Eukaryota; Rhodophyta; Florideophyceae; Gigartinales; Gigartinaceae. Gene Ontology annotation, molecular function: amine-lyase activity. The transcript is spliced from 2 exons. The coding region runs from base 1 to 825 and encodes 274 amino acids.
AUGGACGUCGUCACCCCGGCGCAGGCCAAGCUGGCCGAGGCCGCGGGCGCCUGCGCCGUCAUGGCCCUGGAGCGCAUCCCGGCCGACAUCCGGAACAACGGCGAGGUCGCCCGCAUGUCCGACCCGCGCAUGAUCCGCGAAAUCCAGCACGCCGUCUCCAUCCCGGUCAUGGCGAAGGCCCGCAUCGGCCACUUCGUCGAGGCCCAGAUCCUCGAGGCUAUCAACGUCGACUACAUCGACGAGUCCGAGGUCCUCACCCCGGCCGACGACUUGCACCACAUCAACAAGCACAAAUUCAAGGUCCCCUUCGUGUGCGGCUGCCGCAACCUCGGCGAGGCCCUGCGCAGGGUCGCCGAGGGUGCCGCCUUCAUCCGCACCAAGGGCGAGGCCGGUACGGGCAACGUCGUUGAGGCCGUGCGUCACGCCCGCCAGGUCGCCGCCGAGAUCCGUAAAGUCACCCUUAUGGAUGACGACGAGCUUUAUACCUUCGCAAAGGAGAUUGGCGCACCGCUUGACUUGCUCCGUCGCACAAAGGAGCUCAAGCGCCUCCCGGUCGUCCAGUUUGCCGCCGGCGGAGUUGCCACUCCGGCGGACGCUGCCCUCAUGAUGCAGCUGGGCAUGGAUGGCGUGUUUGUAGGAAGCGGCAUCUUCAAGAGUGAAAACCCCCAAAAGAGGGCCGAGGCCAUCGUCAAGUCUGUGUCCAACUACGACAACCCCAAAGUACUCGCGGCGGUGUCGGAAAACCUCGGCGCACCUAUGGUCGGCAUUGAGAUGGACCAGUUGGUGCAGAAGUGGGCGGCUGACUCGCGCCACAAGACUCACUAGGGAGGAAGCCCUGUUGUUACUAGUCACUGUGUAAAUUGUCACCAUCGCUCGGUCUUGUUUUGUUGGACGCGUUUGUUUCUACAUCUCUCCACGACAAAGUGUCUUGUGAUAGGCGGAACGUCGCGAGUCUGUGACCGAGAGCCUUCCUAAGGUAUGUGUCGGUUGUUUCCCAGAUGAAAUGGUCUGAUCACCCAACCAGAGAUUCAACGCAUUUGGCACUUUUUCUAAUGGGGGCCCUACAUCAUCCGCAAAGCUACUCUGCUCGCCUGCGCGAAAAAAAAAAAAACUAGUUUCCCUCCUCAAGCCAUCUGGUUAAAUGAGCGACUAUCCGGCAAAGAUAUGGACGCAACCACAACUAUGCAGGGCUCAUUUCUUCUUACCAUUCGUUAAUUGGGUGAACGGGCGGCACUGCUUAUAAUGUUGUUUGUGUCCACAUACCAGCCAUGUUGCUGCGGGUUAUGUUUUUCAACGACUGGUCUUUGCUCUUGUCUUAACUUUGGACAGAAAGACAGUCGAGUCGGCAGGGGGUAUGAAGGGCAGAGGGGAAGGGUCGUCAGGGGCUGCAGGCGUUCUGCGGGAUGUGCGAUAGAGGGGAAAGCGCAGUGGGUGGUCUGGUUCGUCCAAGGAGCCGACAUGGCGCUAGCGUAGUAGUCCAUCAUCGAGUUAGGAGAAGCGUGGCAGAGGAAUAAAUGUGUUCAUUGA